CACACACACACAAAUAGAUAAAAACACAAAUAGACAGCUGAAGAGUGAUGGAUGAUCUUGACAAAACUAGCAGCUGUAUAAAUGAGACAGGGAACAGACACUUGGAAAACGCAGCCUGCCUGAAUGCCUCCUUCCAUCCACAAACAUGCAUCCAUUUUUUUUUCUUUUACUGUUUUUCAUCCUGACUAACCCUGCCUUCCUGCUUGCCUCUCCACUUCAUCUUUCCUCUCCCUGCCACUGAUCCCUUCUCCUACGGUCUCCCUUCAUUUAGCAGGUCCAGCUUGUGUGUGCACUGCUGCUUUACCACCAGCCGUUACUCGCUGCCUCCCCCUCCUCUCUCCGGCACGCAGGGAGAAAGAUGGAGGGAGGGGAUGGGGAUGGGAGGGAUGAGCAAUAAAGAGCAGGGACCCUGCACAGUCUGAGAGGAGCAGAAGGAGAAAAAGGGAGAGAGAGAAAAUAAAAAAGGGAAGUGGGACGAAGAGAAGCAGAAUCCUUCUGCAUUGUAUGGAUUGCUUAUUGGAACAAGGAGGGGCAUGUAGAGGGAGGGACAUUGGAGAUUCCUAUCAGUGCGUUUGUGAAAGCAGGAGAGAGAAACGCAGAGUGUGAGAGGGAAGAGCUGUGGAUGUAUGUGUGUGGGAGUGUGUAUGUGUGUGUGUGAUGUGCUCUGGACUCGUUGAACCUGUGCGACGGUGUCUCUAUCGGAGAGCUUUAGAGGCAGUCGGGGAGCUGGUUGAGCAGUGACUCGCCUCAGCGCCUCCUCUGUGUUGUCAUGCUCAACGCCUGAUGCGCUCAGAGGACACAGGCAACCCGGGAGACAGCGAGAGGGGCGUGAUGGCCGGACGCGCCCUGACUCGGUCACGCAUCUCCAGAUAUCCGCCCGGGCUUCCGUUGGCUUCUCCUCCUGAUCCCCUUCAUCCCUCAUCAAUGUCCUUCCUGUGCGUCUCCGUGAGGCUGCCUGCCUUCCUGCCGCCGUGCUCUCUGAAUGGAUGCUGCUGUCAACACACAUGUGUGGCUUGCAACGAGAGCCCAUGAUCUGGACUGGACUGCAUACAGCUCUGGGUGUACUGUGCCAUGCUGCUUUAGGGUGACACUAAUGUAUUUUUAAAGACUUCACCUUUUCACUUUACAGCUGCUGUUCACCAUAUUCUUGAUGACGUAUGAUGCGGGGCAGUUGUUAUUCUGAACUGAAUCAUGAUUUUUGCUCUGAGUGAAGAGGAUGGACUGAGCAACACAUAAGAUGGGGGUGCUGCACAUGAAAAUAAGGUCAAGUAAAUAAUUACCAUCAGGAACGAAGCAUCAGACGCCAUAAUGAAGAUUUAUUUGUCUUAGUGGCGGCAUAUAUAUGCAGUGGAUAGAUUUUAAUUGGGUGUUUUCGAGGAACAAAAGAGCUGCUUGGACUGCACCGACAGUGUGCUGAAGGUUGUCAGCAAGAGUGGAUUUCUUUUCUGUAUGCCAGAGAAAUUAAAAUUACAGCCAACGAAGAAAUCCGUGACUGACAUUAAAAUCCGAAACAAAGAAAUAGGGAUUUGGGGGAUGGAUGAAACCAACAGCCCCUCUGCUGUUGUAUCUUCUGAGGAGAAACUUAAUCUCCCUCCAUGUAAGUUUUUUGUCUGUGUUGUGCCGUCAGAUUCUUUCACAUCCCAACACGCUGGCAGACUGUCAGUUGUUCAUGUCACUCUGUCUGGUUUCAUUCAUCUACCUUGCGUCUACUGAAGCCUGACCACAUGAGCGGAGGCGGCGCCCUGCAGCAACGCACCACCUACCUCAUCUCCCUAACCCUGGUCAAGGUAGAGGCUGUGGAGGAGAAUGGAGGGGAGGCCAAGAACAGCACCCAGGGGAAGGAGGUGGAGGCCGGGUCAGGAGGUGGGGCAGGGGAGGAGGCCGGGGCGAGAGUGGAGGCUGAAGAUAGAGCUCCUGCACAGGCUGAGAAUGGAGCUGGAGUGGUUUUAGGACAACCACAAAGAGCUGAGGAUGGUGCUGUUGUGAAGGAGGAGAAGUUAAUUGAUGAACUCAAGGAUGGGGAGAGAAAAGCCCUCAGCCCUUUGAAAGAUAAACUACCCUCCACUGUUGAUGUCCCGAGCAAAGGAAGUGAAAAGCCACCGAGCAACCUCUCAAUCCCCUUACCUGCUGAGAGAACAACAAUUCAGAAGACAAAGUCUGCAGAGACAGACUUGACAAGAGUGGAGAAGACACUUCCCACACCAGAGGCAAAGCAAUGCAGGUCUCCAUCUCUCACCACAACACCACCAACAGAGGUGUGUGUGGAGCCCAGCCGCACCCCAACCAGGACCAGCCUCCCUAUCCGCCCAGCGGGACAACGGCCUGUGAGUCUGCUCAAGUCUCACAGCAGCGUGGCCACCCGUGGCCGCGACUCCAGAGACGGUAGAGAGCGCAGCCCUACCUCAGCCCAGAGCCUCGACCGCAAGGACUGCCGCAUGCCGACGCGCUCUCCAGGCCCCUGCAGGGCCUCGUGGGCCGAGGCGAGCAGGCCCGAGGGAUGGAGGGACCUGCGGGAUGAAGCUCAAGCUGGAAUACCUCUAGACAUUGGAGGUGGUAUGGCUGCAGUGAUGAGAGACAUCCCCAGGAAGGAGAGACUAAAGACUGGUUCGACCUCCCUACCUGCGCCUGCUACCCAGGCCCCCAAACCGGCACGCAAAGGUAAAAGCCGCACGCUGGAUAACAGCGACCUGAAUAGCCUCUCUGAGGACCUGGGGUUGGCCAGGGAAGCCCAGCAGACACAGCAGGGCCAGCGAGGCUCCGCUAAAGACAGGAAGAUGCUCAAGUUCAUCAGUGGCAUUUUCACAAAGAGCAGUUCGGGGGCAGCGGGGUCAUCCUCCACAGCACCUCCUGUCUAUAUACAGAGAGACUCCAGCGAGGAGGAAGUAAAUAUUGCCAACAGCCAAGAGUGGACCCUGAGCAGAUCCAUCCCAGAGCUAAGACUGGGCAUUUUGGGAAGUCUGAAAAGUGGAAAGUCAGCGUUGGUGAACAAAUACAUUACAGGCAGUUAUGCUGCACUCGAGAAGGCUGAUGGUGGCAGGUAUAAAAAGGAAGUGCUGGUGGACGGACAGAGUCAUUUAUUAUUGAUCCGGGAGGAAGCCGGAUCUCCUGAUGCACAGUUCUGCAGCUGGGUUGACGCAGUGAUCCUGGUCUUCAGCCUGGAGAAUGAGGCCAGUUUCAAGGAGCUCUACCAGCUCUACAGCCAGCUCAGCGCUUUCCGCACAGACAUCCCGGUCAUAGUGGUCGGCACCCAAGAUAAAAUCAGCAGCACCAACCCCCGUGUGAUUGAGGAUCAGAGAGCCAGACAGUUGUGUAUUGACGUCCGUCAUUCGCUGUUUUACGAGACCUGCGCCACCUAUGGGUUCAACGUCGACCGAGUGUUUUCAGAGGCUGCCCAGAAGAUUGUAGCUCAGAAGAAGCAGGCGGCGCUGCAAGCCUGCAAGUCUCUUCCCAACUCGCCCAGUCACUCUGGAGGCUCCACACCUGGAUCAGCAUCGCUCCCUGGCCAGGCCAGUAAUGGCCCUAGUAGUGGCUACGCCUACUCCCUCCCCUCCACCCCUGUGGUCGGUCACAGAGAGCUGCGACUUACGCAGGGAGAGGGGGGAGGCAGUGUCAACUCUCGUGCGCUGAAGGGCAUCCCCAGACGACCCUCCCUCUUCAAGAACCGGGACACGGAUAAGAAAGCUGGCGAUCCUAAAGGAGACCUGAGCAGCGUGCGGGGCGUUCCCAUCAAACAGAGCAUCCUGUGGAAGAGAAGUGGUAGCUCUCUGAAUAAGGAGUGGAAGAAGAAAUACGUCACCCUGUCCAACAAUGGCACGCUGUCUUACCACUCCAGCUCCAGCGACUACGCACAGAAUAUCCAUGGAAAAGAAAUAGACCUGCUUCGUGUGACAGUUAAAGUUCCUGGGAAACGUCCUCCGAGAGCCGUCGCUCCUGUGGGCCCCUCACCUGCGCCCCAUGGCUCUGUAGCUGGAGUUAACGGGCUGAGUAAGGACCCGACAGCCGCUGAUAGCACCAGCACAGUUCCUCAGUUGUGUCCAGCCACCCUGUCAGUGGUUGACGAUCGGUCUGGUGGUUUGUCCUCUCAAGGCGGAGAGAGAGGACUUCAGCGCUGCCCCUCCUCGCUGUCCACCAAAGCACAAAGUGUUGGGACCGCCAGUCAUUUUGCUGGAAAAGACCCCGGCCAGUCGUCCCCCAUGAGCGACAGGAAGAAGAACAGGAGGAAGAAGAGCAUGAAUCAGAAAGGAGAUGCAGCUGUUGGUCAAGCUGAAGCCAAACGCAAAAUGUGGAAAUUAAAGAGCUUUGGUAGCUUGAGAAACAUUAAUAAGACAGAGGAGGAGAAUGCAGACUUUAUCAUUGUGUCGUUUACUGGGCAGACGUGGCACUUUGACGCUCAGAGCCAGGAGGAAAGGGACUCGUGGGUGUCGGCUAUAGAGAGCCAGAUCCUGGCGAGUCUGCAGUCCUGUGAGAGCGGCAGAAACAAGGCGCGUAGGAGCAGUCAGAGUGAGGCUGUAGCGCUUCAGGCCAUCCGUAACGCCAAGGGCAACGGUCUGUGUGUGGACUGCGAAGCACCGAAUCCCACCUGGGCCAGUCUCAAUCUGGGUGCACUGAUCUGUAUUGAGUGCUCGGGGAUCCAUCGAAACCUGGGGACUCACCUGUCUCGCGUCCGCUCGCUGGACCUGGAUGACUGGCCCGGAGAGCUCACACAAGUACUGGCCGCCAUCGGAAACCACAUGGCCAACAGCAUCUGGGAGAGCUGCACGCAGGGCAGAACCAAACCCACGCCUAACGCAACACGUGAGGAAAGAGAGUCCUGGAUUCGUGCCAAGUAUGAACAGCGGGCGUUUGUGGCACCUCUUCGGCCGGCCUCUGGUACUCAGCUGCCAGAGGACACUAUGCCGGUGUGGCUGCUGUCUGCAGUCACCGAGAGAGAUCUGCCCAAGCUGUUGCUUCUUCUGGCCCACAGCACCAAGGAACUGAUCAAUGCUCAACUGGCCGGGUCGACUUUGCCACCUCGCACGGCCCUGCACGCUGCUUGUCAGCUGGGAGAUGUAGUCAUGACCCAGCUGCUCGUCUGGUACGGAAUCGACGUGAAAGCGAAAGAUAACCUCGGCCAGACAGCCAUGAUGAUGGCAAGAAAAAACGGGAGCAAAGGCUGCAUUGAUAUUUUGCAUCAACACGGCUGUCCGAACGAGAUGUCCCCUACCACUGCCACACCUAUCCUCUCCCGCCGCUCCAGCACCGCCAGCCUGGGCCGAACCAGCUCCAGGAAACGGGUGUCGUAGCGUGGACUGAAGAUGCUAGCACACUAGGGGCUGGUGAUGGUUAAGUAACCUUUAGGAUACAGGCGGAGCUGACUUUGGAGACGGGUGUAUUAUAAGAAAAAUGACAGGACUAUAUCAUUAAAAAAUGCUUCUGAAGACCGAACAACAUAUCAAACAACUUAAAAGCAAUAUUCAUUCAAUUUGUUGAUGACAGAUAUAUUGCUGAAAUACUGUGUUGUUGUUGACCUCAUUUCAAAAUGACUCAAGUAGAACUUUGUAGCUGUCCUCUUUAACUUUAGAGCAGGCACUCGGUGUCCUCUGUUUCACUUCCUCCAGAAGAAGUGCAAUAAUUCAGCUAUGAUCGUGAAAGACAACAAGUCUUAGAGGAAACUCUGUCAGACGACUUUGUGGUCACUUAUGAGAGAGUUAUUAGAUCAAGCAGGUGGUGCUUUUAUUCAAAUUUGUUGUGACUGGACCAAAACAGCUAUUUUAUUUUUUCCCUUUGGCUUUACAAAUGAAACAUAAACCUACAAUAUGUCAUGUUGUUAGUUAUGUGUGCCUGUUGCAGCAGUAUAAAGGUCAGUUUAUAUAUAAACAAAUCAGCUGAGAUAAUUCUGCUUAGACUAGAAAAAUGAAUGGUUUGGAAUAUGAAAUAUGUCAGUGUUACUCUCACAGGUCAAAGAUAUGGCGUUUUAAUAUCCUGUAAAUGUACCUAUACUACAAACUUAAUGUUAAACUCUGUAACGAAGACACAACUGAAAAAUCAAGACUCAAUUUUUGUAAAUGAUUUCUUACUGGUAGUUUUGAAAAUAUGUCAAGUUUGUUUUUUCAUUGUCUUUUAUAAUUUCUUAUUCUCCAACAUGUCACAUAAAAGCAUAAACCAGUAAACAAAUGCUUUUACAUCUGUAAACAUGUGGCUGUUUGUUAAAGGUUUUGUUUGGGAUAGCAAGAAGACUGCAUAAAAACAAAGACAUUAUUCAUACAUCAUAUUACUGUUACUGUGUAGGUCGCUCCCAUGAGUUUACAGUGAAGUAUGAAGCGGUUACAGGUGUCAUUGUCACUUCUGACACUUUGUGGGUCAUGUGAAUCCCUCAUGAUCAAAAAGGAAUGGUUAAAUAAAAUAAACUUUUUUUUAUUAGCAUUA
Messenger RNA from Seriola aureovittata, 6405 nucleotides. RefSeq names its product ArfGAP with GTPase domain, ankyrin repeat and PH domain 2 (gene agap2). The transcript has 19 exons. Gene Ontology annotation, molecular function: protein binding; GTP binding; GTPase activator activity. Bases 1725 to 5282 code for a protein of 1185 amino acids. The record is from RefSeq and is a predicted model, not a curated record. NCBI's taxonomy places the organism in Eukaryota, Metazoa, Chordata, Actinopteri, Carangiformes, Carangidae. Gene Ontology annotation, cellular component: nucleus.